Spodoptera littoralis (African cotton leafworm) is the source of this 1149-nucleotide messenger RNA. The record is from the annotation of a GenBank genome assembly. Lineage: Eukaryota; Metazoa; Arthropoda; Insecta; Lepidoptera; Noctuidae.
AUGCAACCUGAAUUACACGUGGAUCCAAACAUUUAUACGAGGCCUUUCCCUCGUUUUGAUCGGCCCAUUAUAAUUGGUUACAUUGGUCUAGAAAAUCUCAAGUAUGCCCGCCGUAUUGGUAAUGAAAGAGUUCGUUAUGACUUAAAUUUGCAUUUAGACAAAGCGAUACACCGACCACAAGACUUAGAUGUUAGACUUAACGAUUUAUUAAAGUUUUUAUUGGAACAUGAACGCCGCUUGAACUUUCCCAUAGAAAAUAGUUUAGAUAAGGCCAAAUUCUUUUGCUACCGUGGCCUAAUGACUUGUGUGGCUUGUACUCCUUAUGAAAAUAGGGAACCCUGGAAAAUUGUUGCCAUUUUAUAUAAAGGGAACAUUUAUCUUUGUGCAAGAGAUACAGAGGAGAAAUUGAACAGAAAACUAAAUAUGACUGAGAGAGACAAACAGUUUACAUCAUGGGGCUAUAAAUUUGAACAGUUCCUCUUGUCCGAUGAACCAGAUUCUGAACCAAAUCCAGAUAUUCCAGUGGAUGAAAAUGAGGAGUUCUCAUUAGUCUUCACAACACAUUUGAACCAUCAUUCAAUAGUGUACGGAGCUGAAAUGGAUGGGAUCAGGUGUGACAAGGAGGCUGUUCCUAAGCCUCCUUCCGAAUUGGGACCAGAAGCUAUAAUUAAAUAUUUAUCUACAAAAGAGUUUAUUGAAUUAAAAACCAACAGACAUAUAGAACAUCCAAAACAAGAGACUAGCUUUAGACGAUUUAAAGCAAAGAAGUGGUGGUGUCAGUCAUUCCUUGCGGGUAUAGACACCAUACUAUGUGGAUACAGAAAUGAUGAUGGAAUUGUAGAAGAAUUGAAAACUUGGAAAAUUAGAGAUCUAGCCAAAAUGUCUCAGAGAUUUUGGAAUCCUAAUGUUUGCUUCAACUUCCUAGAUACCUUUUUCACAUAUGUGAAAAGAUGUUUAGUAAGAGAGAUAAAACAUAAACACGGGGAAAAGGGAUUAAAGAACAUUCAUGAAUUACCUUUGAUGAGCUUAAUGUUUGAGUGGAGUCCUGGCAUGCCAGUUCAGGUAACAGGGAAUUACUCACAUCAAGAUGACCCUAUACUGUGGCCAUGGUUCAUAGAAAAUUAUGGCAAGGGUGGAAAUAAUGCAUAA